CUGUGUUGCAGCGUGAAAUCAAUGAAGUGCAGAGAGAAGGAGGAAGAAGAGAAGAAACGCAGCAGAGAAGGGGGAAAACAGAGGAGGAAGAGCUGGAUGGGUUUCUCUGCCUCGUCACGUCAUCAAUAGAAGAAGAAGAAGAAGAAGCCACAGUGUGCGGCUCACACCCAUCUCCGCCCUCCACUGAAGUCGAUGAGCUCUCCACGAAGCAGGGCCAACAUGGUGCACGUGUACAACUGUCAUCCCUACGCCUCGCAGCAGAUCGUGCAGGUGGAGCAGGAGCCGGGGCUGGUCUGCUGUGGAGGUGGAGCUCUGUUCGUGGUGGCUUCUGGAGGAUGCAAGGUGGAGGCGUACAGUGUGGAGCAGGAGGGCUGCCCGCUCAUCUGCCGCUUCUCCACCAUGGGCACGGUGAGGAGCAUCCAGCACAGCAAGACAGGAGACUACCUGGUGACCAUUGAGGAGAAGAACAGCGCCACCUAUCUGAGAGCCUACACCAACUGGAGAUACCAGGCCGAGGGGAAAGCCCGUGUUGGGGUGCGCUUGCUGGGCCACCUGCUGCGUGGGGCGUCUGUGCGGGGCGGAGUGCAGAUGGAGAUCAUUGAGAUCCCUCUGUCGGAGCGCCCUGUGGCGGUGGCCUGUUGCUCGGUCACUGGGGACCUACUGGUCGGCUGCGAGAAAACCCUGGUUCUGUUCACGCUGAGGAGACCGAACCAGCAGAACCUGCAGAGUCAAAGUCCCUGGCCGAACACUCAGCAGAGCUCCAGUCAGAGUCAAGGUCAAACCUCCAGUUCAAACCAAAAUGUUUCCAUCCUGGACUUUGAACGCUCCGUCAUCGUGCACCUUCCCAAAAUGUCCCUUAAACAGGUGGCGCUGUGUGGAGGAUAUGUUGCCGUGCAGGCGGAGCUGGAGGUGCUCGUACUGAAACUGGAAGCAUCGUCUGAACCUCAAACCCCGGAUGACUCCUCGGACACAAACACAUGUGACGAUCCUCUGGAGGACCAGUCCGACCUCCUGCUCAUUCCGAGGCAGCUGGAGUUACUGGGCGAUCGAGCUAAAGACUGUGACAUCCCUGUCAGCAUUGAGAAGACGGGGCUGGAGGACAAAGGACAAUACACGCUGUCAUAUGUUCUUUUCAGGCGUUUUACUCCAGAGUUUUUCCAGGGCUGCAGUGUGGAGGAGACGCAGCUCCACUCCCUGCAGCUCUACCCGCUGUACACCAAGAGCCAGUUGGCGUCCACUGAGGAACCAGCGUGUGUGUUCUGCUUCUUCUCGCUCCCCAACGCCGGCUACCUGUACAGUCUGAAGGGCGGAGUCGAGCUGCUCUCAGCCUAUCAGUAUCCAGAGAAGGUCCUGGAGGCGGUGCUAACAGACACCCUGCUGCACGUCAUUACCAAGAAUGCGUUGCAGUGCUUCACAGUGCGCUGUGCGGCUGUAGCAGCCAGGAUCGACGACCCCUACAUCGAUACCACCAUGAAGGCCUGUCCGCCCUGCAGCCUGGAGGUGUGCGCCCUCCGGAUGCAGUUGUUUAUCGGCCUGCGCUCGGUGUGCGUCUACGGCCGCCACGUCAUCCUGCUCUCUGCCGCCGACAUGGAGACGCCAGACGAGAGCGAACGCAGCACACAGCGCCGCGAGUUGAAAGAACACACCAGGCUGACUGGUAUUUUCCUGGCGGUGGGAAUCGACCCCGCAACCACGCCGGCUCUGGAGAGCUUUCUGUCACGCCCCUUCCUGAGCAGGAAGUGGACGAUCUCCUCUCCUAAAGAAACCAGUGCAGCCGCACAUGGAUGGAACCUGUACGUGGUCGACACCGUCUCGCCCCUCGUGCUCUACCGAGAGAUGGUGGAGUACAGCCGACACUAUUCAGAGACCAACCCACAGGCCCAAAGCCUUCGACACCUCCUCAGUGAGGCUCACCUCCUCCUCUGCGCCUCCUCACUGCAGCAGAGCAGCGAGGGCGACCACACGGUGUCUCUGCAGAAAGAUACGGAAGGACAGACGGAGGGACAGACACAGACACAAACAGACAGACAAGAACUGCAGGAGGCUCUGAGGCAGAACUGUGCACAGCUGGGAGACUGUUACAGCAGGGCGAGCCAGAAGGACUGUCACCAGGCUCUGCCGUACUACAGGAUGUCCGGACUGUCAGUCACAGAGGUCAUCGUCAGGAACCGCCCCCUUCCCAGCAGCCCUCACUCCUAUGGCCUCGGCUUCCUGUUCUACCUGAAGCACUUCCUGUUAGAGGAAACGGAGCAGACCCUCAGUCAGGAAUCAGCCGAUGAGGUCGUUGACAUUUUCAGCCAAUCAGAUCCCUCAGAGAUCAUCAGCGUGUGUGCCAGCCCGUCCAUGACGAACAUCAGUCCCGCCCGGACGCUGCGAGUUUUCCAACAUCUGGAGGCCACAGCUGGAGUGUCGGUCCCACUGACCAUCACGAUGGCAACCAUGAUGCUGCGUCUGGACGACCUGCCGCAGUUCACACAGCUGAUGGACAGACAUCCUGAGAUGCUGCUUGUGUACGGUUUCAUCGACGAGCCGAGGCUGCUGCUUCACGGUGGAGGCGGCGGCCCGCACGCACUCGUCCGUCCCACAUCGCUGACUCGCCAGCUGGCAAAGUCCCAGCCGGGGCUGCUGGUAGCCGGCAUGGUGGCUCUGCAUGAGAACAACAAGGCUCAGCUGGAACAGGCCGAUCACAUCUUCAAGGAGCUGGGCUGUGAGAAUUGCUUACUGGUGGAUUUCUGGGAGGCGACGCUCAUGGCCUCUUCACAGGAAGCUGUCAUCCAGGAGCUCCUGUUCCGACUGGCUUCGGUCUACAUCGAGCGGCUGACGCACACAAACUCAGACGCACACUCCGGCCUCCCUCGCACUCGUCCACCACGCAGGCCGCUGAAGAGCGCCGACGAUCUGAUCAACUCCAGCUCCCAUUACGGCUCCUUGUACCCGUGGCUCACUGUUCUGUGUCCAGCUCACACUACCAGCUUCCAGCACCAGGAGGCGUUACACAAACUGCAGUCUCUCCUGUGUGGUCCGUCCAUGUCCAUUGGUUCUGUACUCCCUCUGUUGGAGCGUCUGUCGGAGGACACCCUGUGGGGCUUCAGCCUGCACCUCCUCUGCGCGACCAGAAGGGGGCAGUUUGACAGCAGCAUAGAGAAGCUGCUGGACCGAUGUCCUCAGGCCAUCAUCGCCUUCGCCAACCACCAUCUGCAGGACAGACACAUGGCGCUGUGGUGGAAGAAGCUGCUCCCAGAGCUGUGCAAUCGCACGAGAGCUGCAGGGGACAACAGCAUCCUGCUGGCUGCUCUCAAAGAAACACUGGUUGUGGUUGCCACAGAGACCAGCCCGGCACAGUUCCUGGAGCUCGUACCGGACGACGGCACGGCGUCCUACUUCCUGCCUCACCUGUUGACAUGUAGCCAGAGACACCUGCUUGCCUGAGACACGCAGACACGCACGAUAACACAAAGACAAGUGUGUCUCCGCUGGGGGCUGAAGGUCAAAGUUCAACUCAGGACGGUCGUUUGUUGAAGAUGAAAGUGAAAGAGAAAUCCUGAUUCUAUAACAGGAGCACAAUGACCGGCCCUUUGGUUGGAUGAGCCAAACAAACACAGUGAUUAAAACUUCAAUGACAGUAAUUCACUAACAAUGACACACACUAUAAAUACAUUUUACUGUCAUCCUGUCAGUAUUAAAAUGGGGCAGCCAUCUUACAAGGAGGAAGGGUUUAUGACCUUUACAUCAAUCAGUCAUCAGGGGAUGAUUGGCAUCACUUGUGCGGAGCCAUCAUUAUUAACUAUGAUCUGAACAAAACCCUCGGCCUCAGGCUUUGUUGGUUUACGAUGAGACAUAAUCACAAACAUUCCACGUUACGCCCAAGGACUGAAAAAAUGAUAGCAAAACCAGGACCAGGAAGUAGUUGAGUAUUUUGAACUGUGGUGAACCGCCUGCAAUUAUUCUUCUGUGUCAUUGUUUGCACGGAGCUGUGUUGAAUAUUUUAGCGCUUCAUGAUUUAGGAUUAUGGAAUUAACCUUGAAAUAUUCGAUAUCCUGACAUAGUUUCACCAUCGUCAGUGGAUGAGAUGAGAAGACAGAGAAAUGUCUUGGAUUGUCCCCGGAGCAUCGAGCGCUUUCCAUUUCACCCAAAUCGAUUUAAUUUAAAUAAAAAUUAAAAUUCCUUAUUCCUUUUUCUCCCAACAACCAAAAUCUGAAAAUUCCUGCUACUUAUUUAUAUUCAGUAAAGAACAAAAGUAAACUGUAUCUCACACAUUAUUAACCUGAGUUGCAUGAAGUUCCUGAUAAUACAUUCACUCCUGCAGAAUAAAGGAAUGUUGUGCUGCUGCUUCA
Molecule: messenger RNA, 4334 nt
Organism: Platichthys flesus (European flounder)
Lineage: Eukaryota; Metazoa; Chordata; Actinopteri; Pleuronectiformes; Pleuronectidae
Gene: hps3
Product: HPS3 biogenesis of lysosomal organelles complex 2 subunit 1
Exons: 25
Coding region: 193-3429 (1078 amino acids)
Biological process (GO): organelle organization
Cellular component (GO): cytoplasm
Source: RefSeq, a predicted model, not a curated record